AAAUAAUGGGGAAAUGCUGAAGACGCCUGCGCCGAGUGUGGACAGAGUGAAGGUGGCGGUCCGAGUCCGGCCUUUUAGCCAGAGAGAGAAGAAUUCUGGGAGCAAAUGUGUGAUUUCCAUGCAUUCCAGAACCACUACCACUAUCCAAGACCCUAAAAAUCCAGAACACAUGAAGACGUUUACUUUUGACCUGGCAUAUUGGUCUCACGAUGGCUUUCAAAGGGAUAAAGAUGGUGUGUUUAUUUCGUCGGAUCCUAGCAGUGCAUUUGCAGGCCAGGGAGAGAUUUUCCAGGACCUCGGCAGAGGGAUUCUGGACAGUGCGUGGCAAGGCUACAACGCUACUCUGCUGGCCUACGGCCAGACGGGCUCCGGCAAGAGCUACUCCAUGCUCGGGUUUGGCGCGAACAAGGGGAUCAUCCCUAACGUGUGUGAAGAGCUCUUUCGAGUGACUGGGAACCGGGCGCGAGACCGAGAGUACCAGGGAUGUGUUACAUUCAGUAUGCUGGAAAUUUACAACGAACAGGUAAGAGAUUUGCUGUCGGGAACCAAGAAACGCGGAGGACUCAGAGUGAGGGAAGAUCAGCAGCUGGGCUUCUACGUGGAUGGUCUGAGGUCCGUGCCUUGCGACAACUACGCGCAAAUUGAAAGGCUGAUGGAACAAGGGACAAGAAUCAGGACCACGGCUGCCACCAACAUGAACGCCCGCAGCAGCAGAUCACACAUGGUCAUCACCAUUCAGGUGAAGCAGGUUUUCCUAGACAGAGACUUCACCAAGCAAUCCAGUAUUAAUUUGGUGGAUUUAGCAGGCAGUGAGCGGCAGAAAUCUUCAGGAUCCGAAGGAGACAGACUGCGGGAAGGAUCACGAGUUAACCUGAGUUUAACCAACUUAGGAAAUGUUAUCAGUGCUCUGGCUGAGGCAGCCACAGGGAAGACAGUGUUGCACAUUCCUUACAGGGACUCUGUCCUGACCAAGCUGCUCCAGUCGGCUCUGGGCGGGAACAGCAGAACUGCUUUGCUAGCAGCCAUAAGCCCGGCUGACAUCUGCUACGAGGAAACUUUAUCAACGUUAAGAUACGCUGAAAGGGCUAAAAAGAUCCAGAACAAAGCCGUGGUCAACACCUCCACCCUGAGGAGACAGUCAAGGGCAGAGAACACGCUACUGCUCGUGCUGCGGACCUGCCCUCACCUGCGCAACGUCAACGAGGACGCGCAGCUCUCCGGGGCUCUCCGGUUCGUCAUCCGCGCGGGUACGCGGCCCCGGCCCGCCCCCCGGCCUCCCCCGACCGCAGCCCUUAGAAUUUCAGAUACACACGUGACCUUCACAAAUUCGGAUGGCCAAGUGACUGUCACGCCACACAGCGGGUGCAAAGUGGCUGUCAACGGGGUGCCCGUCGCGACCACGACCAAGCUGCAGCAUCUGGACCGCAUCAUCCUGGGGUCCAGCAGCGCCUACCUCUACGUCGGAUUUCCUUCCGAGCGCGGCGGCGAGGACUUGAGCAGGUUCGACUAUGACUUCUUCCAGCAGGAGAGGGCGGCCGCGGAGGGCGUGAGUGUGCAUAAGCUGGGUGCCGUGAGCAAAGGCGAUGGGCGAGCAGAACCCAGUGUCCUGGCCGUGUUCCAGGACUACAUCAAACUGAUGCCGCUGGUGGCAGAAGCAAAUCAGAUGAGCGACGAGCUGAAGAAGGGACUUAAAUUGGAAUUGAAGGUGAAGAACUUGGCGUCGUCAGAUUCCAGGGGGUGUGACCUGCAAAAGGAGGUGAUGGUGAAGGUCACCCACCAGGUGACUCACGCGGUGUGGAUUUGGUCAAAAGCCAAGUUUAUCAAUAGGAAAUUCCUCAUGGAGGAACUGUACCAGCGCUUCCUGGACGGAGAAGGGGGCGGCGUGGCUCUGGAGGACGACCCCUUCUGGGACCCCCCGGAGGCCGUGCCCCUGGGCUCCGCCCACAUCUGGCUGCAGCCCCUGGCUCACUGCAUGAAGCUGGAGGAGCAGGUGGAGUUUCUGAACUGCGACGGGCUGGACGAGGCGGUGCUGUGUAUCCACAUAACGCCCUGCUCCCCGACGGGACGGCCCUGCGCUGAGGACGACGUGGUCACCGACCCCUUGAAGCUGCUGGGCAAGAGGAUGGACUUCCAGAUUCGCAUCGUGCAGUGCCUCGGCACCAAGUGGCUAAAGGCGGACGCAGCGCGGGGUGUGCAGAUGGGAUACAGAGUUUAUGAUCUUCCACGCAGUCUGUACACCCGGCCUGUAUGGAAAACGGUGAAUCCCCAAAUCCAAGAGACUGUCCAGUUUACGGCCUUCCACGCCUCCCGGCAUUUUCUGAAUUACUUGCAGACACAUGCUCUCAUUGUCGAGUUGUGGGGCCUCCAAGAAGGCUGUGUGGAGCUGGGCUGCUCUCGGGCUGACUUCACGGUCACAGGUGAAGGCCACAUCGUGGUGGACGCCGAGAACACGGCCGCCGUGAUGGAGGCCGGCCCGAUGGCAUCGGACCAGCUAUCAGAACUCAGUCUGAAGCUGCUCGGCCUAGAGCAGGAGACAGAACUGCUUCGCAACAUCAACAGAGCCCUCCGGGAGGAAAACGUGCGGCUCAGAGAAUCCCUUGGGGGAGCUGCUUCUGGGCAGCAAGCACCCAGGCCUCCCGAGACCCUGGAGGCCGGCGGGGUGACCACGCACAUGGCCACGGCGCAGGCCGGCUGCGACCGGGAACUCGCCAGGGCGCUCCAAGCCUUCUACCAAAGCAUGAGCGCGGCCCGAGGGCAGCUGCUCACACUGAGGCGCCACAAACCUCCCGAAGAUGAUCAAAUGCUUCGACCAUUUGUACACCGACAGUCACAGAUCUUAAAGGACUUCGGGGAGCUGUUAGAAUCCAGCUUGUGGAAACUGAAAAAUGAUGUUGCCCUUAUAGUGAAAAAGAAGAGAGAACACUUGCAGCACCCCCAGUAACCAGCUGAACACCAGUUUGGGUGCUGCUGAUUAUUUUUGCUGCCAAUGGACUUUCUUCACGGUCGGAUGAACCGGAAACUACAUAUCCACUUAGCCGUUUCCCACUUAACCUGUUUCUUUUUUUUUUUUUUUUCAUUUUAAACAAGAAGUUUAUUUAAACAACAAGACGCGUGAUGUGAAGGGAAAACUACCUAGGAUUCAUUUCUUUUGGAGUAAUUUAUCCCCACUUGAAGCAGAUUGUCCGACAGGGA
Messenger RNA from Condylura cristata (star-nosed mole), 3192 nucleotides. It is a transcript of the gene KIF28, whose product is annotated as kinesin family member 28, pseudogene. Gene Ontology annotation, cellular component: microtubule; kinesin complex. The coding region runs from base 14 to 2941 and encodes 975 amino acids. Gene Ontology annotation, molecular function: ATP hydrolysis activity; ATP binding; microtubule binding. Gene Ontology annotation, biological process: cytoskeleton-dependent intracellular transport; microtubule-based movement. The record is from RefSeq and is a predicted model, not a curated record. Lineage: Eukaryota; Metazoa; Chordata; Mammalia; Eulipotyphla; Talpidae. The transcript has 22 exons.